This is a messenger RNA of Strigops habroptila (Kakapo), 2118 nucleotides long. It is a transcript of the gene PHYH, whose product is annotated as phytanoyl-CoA 2-hydroxylase. The coding region runs from base 135 to 1154 and encodes 339 amino acids. NCBI's taxonomy places the organism in Eukaryota, Metazoa, Chordata, Aves, Psittaciformes, Psittacidae. The record is from RefSeq and is a predicted model, not a curated record. The transcript is spliced from 9 exons. Gene Ontology annotation, molecular function: phytanoyl-CoA dioxygenase activity. Gene Ontology annotation, biological process: fatty acid alpha-oxidation.
GGCCCUCCCAUCCGCAACCCGUGCCCGCCCUUGCCGGCUCAGCACGGCUGCCGGCGCAUGUGCGGCCGAGGCCCAAGGACGCGGACCCGGCCCGGCUGCGCCCGUAGGGUCAGAGCUGGGGCGGCCCCGGCGCCAUGGAGCAGGUCGGGGAGCGGUCGGCGGCCCGGCUGGUUGCCAUCCUCCGGCACCUCUCCCCGCGGGUGGGAGCAGCUCCUGCUCCUACAAGCAUUCCUACGUCAGCCCAAGUGAGUGCUGUUCCUCAACCAGGGAGGUUUUGCUAUACCCUGGACAAUGAUGUCCUCACCACAGAGCAAAGGCAGUUCUAUGAAGACAAUGGGUAUCUGCUCAUUAAGAAGCUUGUUUCUGAUGAAGACAUUGAGCGCUUCAGGAAGGAGUUCAUGAGGAUUUGUAGAAGGGAGGUGAAUCCACCAGGAGCUAUGAUUAUGAAAGAUGAGUCCCUGAGAUCCCAGUAUGGUCAAUCUGAAAGAGUAGUUAAUAAAGUGCAGGACUUCCAGGAGGAUGAAGAGUUGUUCAGAUACUGUACUCUGCCAGAGGUCCUCAAAUAUGUUGAGUGCUUCACAGGGCCAAACAUCAUGGCAAUGCACACCAUGCUGAUAAAUAAACUUCCAGAUUCUGAUAAACAGACUUUUCUCCACCCCAUGCAUCAGGACUUGCAUUACUUCCCCUUCCGGCCCGCAGCCCGCAUCGUCUGCUCCUGGACCGCCAUGGAGAGGGCUGACCAGAACAACGGCUGCCUGGUCGUGCAGCCAGGGACACACAAGAUGCCCCUGAAGCCUCACGGCUAUCCAAAGCAGGAGGGUGCGGGCAACAAACUUUUCCAUGGGCUGCUUGAUGAGGAUGAGAAGAUUCCCAAGGUUCACCUCGUCAUGGAGCAGGGAGACACGGUGUUCUUCCACCCCCUGCUCAUCCAUGGCUCCGGGAUAAACAAGACAACAGGUUUCCGAAAGAGCAUAAGCUGCCACUUUGCCAGCUCAGAGUGCUACUACAUUGAUGUCAAGAACACGAUCCAAGAGCAUCUGGAGAAAGAACUGGCAGAAAUGGUUCGCAAGAAGUACAACAUGACUUCUGUAGAACUCAAGGAUAUUUGGAACUUCCGGGCACGGCUUGUGCAAGGGGAAAGAGUUAAUCUGUAGAACAACCCCUGAAGAGCAGGAUGGAAACCACGGGCCUGAGAAGGAGCUUCUCUGAUCGGAGGGUGCAGACCCUGCCUGUGCUUUGUUGACCUCUGUAUUGGUACCGUGGCCAAAUCCUGCUUCACAAAAUCAUGUAAUGCUAAUAAGAAAUAAUUGCACUGAGGUUGAACAGCUGAUGCCAAGGGAAACCUGACCUAGAAAACUGGGUUUGCUGUGGUUAUCGUAGAAAAUCAAAGAAAUAAGGUCUUGAAAGAACACUUUGAUUUCCUUGAUGUUUUUAUUCCUGGUUUUUAGAAGUUUCUCACUGACAUCCCUCUGGAAUGAUGCUAGAUUAACCUAACAUUUUAUGCAAGAAUUUCCAGCAUUUCCAACCUCCUUUUCUAUGCAAAAGUAAAAUAAAAUGAAUCAGAGUUUCAUGCAAGCCCUCAGAAUGAGCUCACAUGGGAAGUUAUUAGUACAGCUGAUGGAGAUGGGCAUAUUUGUACCAGCAGAAUCAACCUGUAAGAACUGGACAAGGAGAAGAAACUAGAUAAAGGGGAAGCAGCAACUACUCAUAUAGAAAGAUGGGAUUGAUGGGCUGGAACAUGGUUGCUAUUUGGGUUCCUCAGCCAUGACCUGGUGUUGGCAUCGCCUCUUACCAAGCAGUGCUGGCACAAGUGAAAGGCAAGACUGACAGGGCUGGGAGUUACAGGGCCAGCAAAGCAGCCUCUUGUUGGCCUUACUGCGGAUCCAAGGCUGUGUGAAAUGAGGGGGGAGUCCUUUGAGUCUGGGAAAAGGUGCCUUUUGGUGCCACCAGGUUGGGGAAGUGGUUGGAUGCUGCUCGGGAUGCACUGGUGUAGGGCAGAGCGACGUGCACUGACGUGAUCCUCUUGCCUCUCACAAUGCUUUUUCUUGCUUUCUGGGUGAUUCUUUUGUUUUCAGAAUCUAUUUUCCGAAAUACAGAUUAAAUCAGAGCAAAGCUGUG